AUGGACAAGCUUAAUAAAAUAACUGUCCCUGCCAGUCAAAAGUUGAGGCAGCUUCAAAAGAUGGUCCAUGAUAUUAAGAACAAUGAUGGUGGAAUAAUGAACAAAAUCAAAAAGCUGAAAGUCAAAGCACCUCCAAGUGUUCCUCGCAGGGACUAUGCCUCUGAGAGCCCUGCUGACGAAGAGGAGCAGUGGUCAGAUGACUUUGACAGCGACUAUGAAAACCCCGACGAGCACUCCGACUCCGAGAUGUACGUGCUGCCCGCUGAGGAGCCUGGGGAUGACAGUUAUGAGCCACCGCCCGUUGAGCAGGAGACGAGGACAGUUCACCCAGCCCUGCCCUUCACCAGGGGCGAGUACGUAGACAACCGAUCAAGCCAGAGGCAAUCUCCGCCCUUCAGCAAGACCCUUCCCAGUAAACCCAGCUGGCCUUCGGCUAAGGCGAGGCUGGCCUCCACCAUGCCCAUCUCGACAUCUCUGCAGAAACCCCAAGUCCCACCCAAACCCAAGGAUCUUGAGGACGAGGCUGAUUAUGUGGUCCCUGUAGAAGAUGAAGAUGAGAACUAUAUUCAUCCCACAGAAAGCAGUUCACCCCCAUCUGAAAAAGCUCCCAUGGUGAAUAGAUCAACCAAGCCAAAUAACUCCUUGAAGCCAGCUCCUCCUCCAGUGACAGCUUCAGGUCGAAGCAGCGGGGCCUGGGACACUAAGGCGUCUUCGUUACCGGCUGUGCCGUCCCCACUGCCCAGGGCUGGGAAAAAGCCUGCUGCACCACUGAAGACGGCUCCACUUGCCUCUCAACAGAAUGCCUCAAGUGUGUGUGAAGAAAAACCUAUACCUGCUGAACGCCACCGAGGGUCUAGUCACAGGCAAGAAGCUAUGCAGUCACCGGUGCUUCCUCCUGCCCAGAAACAAGUCCACCAGAAACCCAUCCCUCUGCCAAGGUUUCCAGAAGCGGGUAGCCCAACUGUGGAUGGCCCGUUACCCAGCUUUUCAUCGAAUUCCAGUGUGUCGGAACAGGAAGCUGACAUGCACUGUAAACCAUGGUACGCUGGUGCCUGUGAUCGAAAGUCUGCUGAAGAGGCAUUAUACAGAUCAAACAAGGAUGGAUCAUUUCUCAUUCGGAAGAGCUCUGGUCAUGAUUCCAAACAGCCAUAUACAUUAGUUGUAUUUUUUAAUAAGCGAGUAUACAAUAUCCCUGUGCGAUUUAUUGAAGCAACAAAACAGUAUGCUUUGGGCAGAAAAAAAAAUGGUGAAGAGUACUUUGGAAGUGUUGCUGAAAUUAUCAAGAAUCACCAACAUAGUCCCCUGGUUCUUAUCGACAGUCAAAAUAACACAAAGGAUUCCACAAGACUGAAAUAUGCCAUUAAAGUUUCAUAA
Messenger RNA from Pipistrellus nathusii (Nathusius's pipistrelle), 1374 nucleotides. The record is from the annotation of a GenBank genome assembly. Lineage: Eukaryota; Metazoa; Chordata; Mammalia; Chiroptera; Vespertilionidae.